AUGGGAUGUGGCUCCUCCAACGACGCACAGGGUACGUUUGGGGAGAAGAAGAAGGCGGAGGACGAGAUGUGGGGCAGCAUAUUCGACGCCGCCGAUGCAGCCUCGAGUGGUGAUGGCAAACUCGACUGCACUGAAGCCAAGGCCAAGCUCGGUUUGACAGGGGCAGACUUUGAUUGGCUGGACGUGCCGAACGCCGUGGGCGAUGCGAAGGUCUCGCGCAUAGAGUUCAUCACGGGGAUGAAGAAAACAUAUGACUCAAGAUUCUACAGCCCGCAGGAGCUGGCGGACAUCAGCGAGGAGAUGAUGGCAAAGGCGCAGUCCUAA
Molecule: messenger RNA, 324 nt
Organism: Emiliania huxleyi CCMP1516
Lineage: Eukaryota; Haptophyta; Isochrysidales; Noelaerhabdaceae
Exons: 1
Coding region: 1-324 (107 amino acids)
Source: RefSeq, a predicted model, not a curated record